CUGCUACUUUGCACAUCGCCGACACCUCUCCUUUCUUGCCCUGGAACUCCUUUGAUUCUGGUCGCGUACACUGCCAUUCUCCCUAGAAACACGGAAAACUCUAGCAGACACUCGGAUAGUCGACAAUACGCGCAAAGAUGAGCGCAGAAGAGAUCGAUCUCUACGAGAUCCUAGGGAUUUCAAAAGGUGCCAGUAAAGCGGAGAUCAAGAAGGCGUAUCACAAGGCCGCGCUGUCAUCACAUCCCGACAAAGUUCCCGAGGACCAGCGAGAAGAGGCAGACGUCAAGUUCAAAGCCGUCUCGCAAGCCUACGAAAUCCUGAGCGAUGACGAUACUCGAGCGAUGUACGAUCAGCACGGCAUGGCCGCCUUCGAGAAGGGCCAAGGCGGAGGUGGGGCAGGACCUGACCUCGACGAUAUUCUAGCACAGAUGUUCGGUAUGGGUGGUGGUAUGGGUGGCAUGGGCGGUGAUCCAUUCGGAGGUAUGGGUGGAGGCCCGCCAGGACAGCGCCGAAAGAGACCAAAGGGCAGGAACGAGAUGCAGCAGUACGAGGUCACACUGGAGGAGUUGUACAAGGGCAAGACGACAAAGUUUGCCAGCACGAAGAAUGUCAUCUGCAAUAACUGCGAGGGCAGUGGAGGCAGAGAAGGCAAGAAGCCAAAGACGUGCGACACUUGCAAGGGCCGCGGCGUGCAGACACGACUGCAGCCAGUGGGACCCGGCAUGGUAACGCAGGCGACAGUCGAAUGCUCAACGUGCAGUGGCCGAGGGCAGUUCUUUGCGGAUAAGGACAAGUGCAAGAAGUGCAAAGGCGCUCGCACAAUCAAGCAGAAGAAAAUCCUGGAGCUCUACAUCCCUCGAGGGUCACGAGAAGGAGAACACAUUAUUCUGUCAGGCGAGGCAGAUCAGGAUCCGAACGACGAAGAGCCUGGAGAUAUCAUAUUCGAACUGGUCGAGGAGCAGCACAAGACCUUCAACCGAGCAGGCGCAGACUUGCACGCGGAACUGGAAAUCAGUCUGGCUGAGGCUUUGACGGGCGUCGAUCGCGUUGUGAUCACCCAUCUCGACGGCCGGGGACUGCAUCUGAAGGUGCAGCAACCAAAUGGCAAAGUUCUGCGACCAGACGAGGUUCUCAAGAUCGAGGGCGAGGGCAUGCCUAUGAAGCGGUCGGACCACAAGGGUGAUCUCUACCUCUCGCUCAAGAUUAUCUUUCCUGAGGAUGGCUGGCUCAAAGACCCGGCUGCCGUGGAUCGUGUCAAAGCUGUGCUGCCUCAACCAACUGCUAAUCCUGCUGGUGGAUUCGCAGAUGUGAAGCCUGGGCAGACCCCGGAGAUCAUUGACGAGAUCCAUGACUUCGAAGUCGUCGACUCUCUGGAUGGCUUUGGUGCUGGUUCAGAUGACCCACGAGCAGCAGGUGCGGAGUGGGAAGACGACGAUGACAGGCCGCAAGGAGCACAAUGCGCGCAACAGUAGUUGCUGUUUCAUUCCGCGAUGGGCUAUAAGGCCUCCUGCAAAGUUUGCAUAGCGUUCGGCGUUCUUUGGGCGAUUCCAGGGUGAUGUGUGAGCAGGGUCGCAGGUGGCCUGGCUAUGAGACGUACGCUGACUCUCAGCUCGUGUAGUAUAGAGUGCACAUAUGACGACCUAGCAUUUUGGCUACAGGCCUGGAUAGGGAAGCCCAGGGGCGCAAAAGCAGCAAUCCAAGAACGAGAAGUAACAUUCCAGAGUCUCCUUACUUUGCUGCGAAGUCCGGUCGUAGCUCGAGCUACGCACGCGAUGCUGCAUGGCACCUCGUGGUCCGGAAGACGACGAUCGAUGAGCAUCGCAGCAGCAGAUGGCAGAGGGCCAUUCAAUCGUGCAUGGUACCAGAAGACAUUACCCUAUACAAGCAAGCCCACCCGUCGUCCAGGCAGCUCCUCUCCCAAGAAAGAAAAACCAAAACAUCCAGCUCUAAAGCCUUGGCGCACGUCUUGCUUUGACGUUCUACGUUCUAUCCUGUCCUCC
Messenger RNA from Cercospora beticola, 2000 nucleotides. RefSeq lists its product as uncharacterized. Gene Ontology annotation, biological process: protein refolding; response to heat. The record is from RefSeq and is a predicted model, not a curated record. NCBI's taxonomy places the organism in Eukaryota, Fungi, Ascomycota, Dothideomycetes, Mycosphaerellales, Mycosphaerellaceae. Gene Ontology annotation, cellular component: nucleus; cytoplasm; cytosol. Gene Ontology annotation, molecular function: Hsp70 protein binding; ATP binding.